AUGCCCUACAUCAUCCAGAACUUGUCUAUUCUCCUCCCGCCUGCCCUCUUCGCAGCAUCCAUCUACAUGACCCUCGGCCGAACUAUCAACGCCGUGAAUGGAGGGCACCUUUCUAUCAUCCGACCCACAUGGCUCACCAAGAUUUUCGUGGGCGGCGAUGUCUUCUCUUUUAUGGCUCAGCCAGAACAUGUUUUGGCCGGUCUGGGGGUCCAACUCCUCAUGUUUGGCCUCUUCUGGCUUACCGCCGUCUUCUUCCACCUUAAGAUUCGCAAGAACCCGACAACGGAGAGCUACACCAUUGACGCCAAAUGGGAGCAGUAUCUGGCUAUGCUGUACAUGGUCAGUGCAUUGAUUAUGAUAAGGAACAUCUUCCGUGUUGCGGAAUAUGUGAUGGGCAAUGAUGGGUAUCUCCUGGCGAAUGAGUGGACGCUGUGCGCCCUCGCGGCUGCGAAGAUAAACGACGCAGAGCGUAAUUGA
Molecule: messenger RNA, 477 nt
Organism: Pseudogymnoascus destructans
Lineage: Eukaryota; Fungi; Ascomycota; Leotiomycetes; Thelebolales; Thelebolaceae
Exons: 4
Coding region: 1-477 (158 amino acids)
Cellular component (GO): membrane
Source: RefSeq, a predicted model, not a curated record